This is a messenger RNA of Aspergillus heteromorphus CBS 117.55, 1456 nucleotides long. It is a transcript of the gene sdh2, whose product is annotated as succinate dehydrogenase iron-sulfur protein subunit SDH2. Gene Ontology annotation, molecular function: electron transfer activity; 2 iron, 2 sulfur cluster binding. Gene Ontology annotation, cellular component: mitochondrial membrane. Lineage: Eukaryota; Fungi; Ascomycota; Eurotiomycetes; Eurotiales; Aspergillaceae. The record is from RefSeq and is a predicted model, not a curated record. The transcript has 4 exons. Bases 414 to 1250 code for a protein of 278 amino acids. Gene Ontology annotation, biological process: tricarboxylic acid cycle; aerobic respiration; respiratory electron transport chain.
UCAGACCCCUUCAUCGCCUCUCCUCCCCCGGGGGUGGUGUCGAGUGGAAUUAUAUUCAGUCCAGCGCCUUGCCGUGUAUCCCCGACGCUUGCAAUUAGCCUUUACGUGAUUGGCCCGCGGGCGCUGAGUCAGCCGUUUGCCGGCCGCCAGACCCGAGGUUACCUUGAGCUGCCAAAGGCGACAAAACAUCGCCAGAACCGAUCGACUUCGUUUCCUCGUGCCUCUCUUGGUCUGCGUCUCGUCGUUGCCGCUGGCUGGCUGCUUGUCCUUGGACCUCUCUCCCCUCUCUCCGCCAUUGUCGACGCUCCUUCGUCCCAUUGACUCCUUUGUCGUGCGCCUAUCCCAUUUUUCGCCAAUCGUCUGACCUCUCGCCCCCCUCGAUCUCAAAUCGAUCUUCCUCUCGCCCGCCCACCAUGGCCGCCCUCCGUACGACUUCGCGCUUGUUCGCUUCCUCGAAGCCGCUGUUUCGCCCGGCUGUCUUCGCUCGCUCCUAUGCGACCGUCGAUGCCGUGUCUCAGGAACCCAACCCCUCCGAGACGCCCAAGAUCAAGACCUUCCAGGUCUACCGCUGGAACCCCGAUCAGCCCACCGAGAAGCCCAAGAUGCAGUCCUACACGCUGGAUCUGAACAAGACCGGUCCCAUGAUGCUGGAUGCGCUGAUCCGCAUCAAGAACGAGAUGGACCCCACCCUGACCUUCCGGAGAAGUUGCCGUGAGGGUAUCUGCGGCAGUUGUGCGAUGAACAUUGACGGUGUCAACACCCUGGCUUGCCUGUGCCGCAUCCCCACGGAUACCGCCAAGGAGUCUCGCAUCUACCCGCUCCCUCACACCUACGUCGUCAAGGACCUGGUCCCCGAUUUGACCUACUUCUACAAGCAAUACAAGUCGAUCAAGCCUUACCUCCAGCGUGAAACCAAGACCGAGGACGGUCUUGAGUACCGCCAGAGCCCCGAGGAGCGCAAGAAGCUGGACGGUCUGUACGAGUGCAUUCUGUGCGCGUGCUGCUCGACCUCCUGCCCCUCGUACUGGUGGAACAGCGAGGAGUACCUGGGCCCCGCCAUCCUGCUCCAGUCCUACCGUUGGUUGGCCGAUUCCCGUGACGAGAAGACGGCCGAGCGUAAGGCCGCCCUGGACAACAGCAUGAGCGUGUACCGCUGCCACACGAUUCUCAACUGCUCGCGGACCUGCCCCAAGGGGCUGAACCCCGCGCGGGCGAUUGCGGAGAUCAAGAAGAUGAUGGCUUCUCACUAGAGAUGACACGAGAUAAAGAAAAGAACUGCUUUCUCUUUGCAUGAUGUGUUGUGAUUCCUUCCUUCUUCUCUUCCCCUUCCUCUUCCCUUGUUUCUGGUUGUUUCGUGUCUCGAGCUUUAUUCCCUCCGUUCCGAGGUCUUUAUGUCGGAUGUUUCAAUAGGUGUAAAUUGUGAAUGUGAUCUAUAGCCAUGGUGGUUUAAUCAGCC